Molecule: messenger RNA, 2595 nt
Organism: Gaeumannomyces tritici R3-111a-1
Lineage: Eukaryota; Fungi; Ascomycota; Sordariomycetes; Magnaporthales; Magnaporthaceae
Exons: 2
Coding region: 651-2294 (547 amino acids)
Source: RefSeq, a predicted model, not a curated record
UGAGAAUGCGUGCGUGUUGGCUGGCCCCCCCCUGUCAGCAAACCCCUGUGCAUGCGGCUCACAACGGCUGAGCUUAUCCUUGGGCCCUCCUCCUCCCCCACCCCAUCGCCAUGGGGGUGGCCGCCGUCUGGCCCUCGCAGAGGGCAACGGGAUGCGAUAGGCGAACUUCGCUGGCGGGCCAGUAGCCCGUCCGUCCUGGCACCCUCGGGCGCGCAUUGAGGGACCGUUGACAGGGUCGGGAUCUUCGCUUCCGCUUGGCGCAUCCCCUCGCGUGCCGUCUCCCUCUGACCAUGCCACCCAUCGUCUGAUCUAGGCCGCUUUCCCCUGGUCUGCCGGUGUCUCUUCUUUCUAUUCUUCCCUAUUACCCUAUGAUCUGCUGCUGUUUUCGCCAUGCCGGUUUCUUUUUUUGCCUAUUCUCUUCUUUCGUGAUGCCCUAUCGUCGACCGCUUUAACCAGGGGGAGAUGAUUGCACACAUGUUUUCUCUUCUUCUUUGCUACCGCUUAUUCUAAUACGGCUAGUUUGACCUGGUUGUUUUGUUCCGCGUAAAGAUUGACAGCAGACCAACCCGGGUUUUCUUCACUUCGUGCUAUCCCCCUUUUUUCCCAUUCUCCCAGUUGGUUGUCCCCGCGGCGGGAAACCAAACGCAAAGAUGGUGGCGAGGGAAACAAACACACUGUCGAAACGGCGUUUAAUGAUGCGGCUCGGCUUACUGUCCCUCUUAUUAAUACUGCCAUCCGCGAGCGGCAGCAUAUUGGUGGCACGGGACAGCGAUGUCACGGGACUGCAACCGAUAUCGAGAAGACAUGGCGGCGACAGUGGCGAGCUCCAAGUGCCGGUCGUGGAUGUUAUGGAGCGUUUGAGACGCUGGGCAGUCGGACCGGGGCCGGCAGCAUCACCAUCAAGCCAGGAGCAAGAGGAGCAAGAUCUGAAGGCCGCGAGGGCACUAGCACUGGGUCACGAGAGGAGACAUGCCUACCAACGAAGGGACUCGGAGGACGAACCGACGACGAGUAAACGGGAAAGCGAGGAGGAGGAGGACGCCGCCGCAACGGCACCGGAUCCGCUCAUCACCCCAGGGCCGAGGUAUCCGCCAUGCCUGGCCGGCGGCCACGCGCUAGGUCGGCGCCAGAACGACGGCCAGAUCCAGGCGCUGAGCGGGGAGAUUCAGCGACUGUCGCAGUCGUUCGACUCGGCCACUCAGGCGUCGCGGUCCGUGUCGCAGGCGUCGCAGCAGCUGUCGCAGUCGGUCCAGCAGCUGUCGCAGUCGACGGCGCGCUUCCAGGCCGAUGCCCGGCAGGCGCAGGAGAGCGCCCGCCGCGCAGAGGACAACGCCCGCCAGGCCGGCGAGGCCGCCAACCGCGCGUCACAGUCGGCCUCGAGCGCCAUCGCGAGCGUGUCCAGCAGCGCCAGCUCCGCCCUUUCGUCGGCCCUGGCCAGCGCCUCGAGUAGUGCGAACGCGGCCAUGGCACAGGCCAGCCGCGACGCGGCUCGUAUCCAGGACCAAGCCGCCAGCCAAGUGGAGGCGGCGCGGGCUGACGCCACUCUCGCUCGGACCGAGGCGAACACGCAGGUCUCCCAGGCACAGGGCGCAGCCGUCUCGGUGACGCAGGCAGCCCUCGCCGUGGUUGGAACAUUUAUCGCGUCCUCGCUCCUCAGCAUAGCAGUCUUCUACCUCAUCUUGCGCUGCCGCAACAGGAACCGCGACAGCAAGAAGGUGGGCGGCGUCAGGCGCAAAAUCUCGGCGCCGACGCAGUUCCGCAAGACCGAGAGCGGCCUGGGCGCCGCAUACGGCAGCACCGACAACCUCAUGCGACGGAACGACGCCCCCGCCGGCCCCGCCCCCAUGGGCAUGCCGGCACCGGCGUACAACGUCGGCGGCUACCCACGCGACGUCAAGCCGCCGGUGGCGCUGGCCGCGGCCAGCAACAGCAACUCGGGCGCAACCACACAGUACGCGGCCAACCGGAGCAGCAGCAUCUACGACAGCCCCGGGGCCGUGGUCGGCAACCCGCCGGCGGUCGCCAAGUUCUCCAUCUUCCCCAAGAGCUCCGCCGCCACGUCCGGGCCCGGCAGCCCCGGCUUCCCUCCCGACAAGAGGAGCAGCCGCGGGUCGAGGCCGCCGAGCCUGCAGCAGUGGCUCAAGGCCGGCGCCGUCAGCCCCUUUGGCACCAUGCCUAGGAACCCCCUCAGCGGGAACAGCAUCAAUAGGCCGGCCGUCGGGCGGCUUCCCAAGCCCACCAGCGGCGGACCAAUGAUGCAGCCGAGGACCAAGCUUCCUUUCAGGGAAGACUAGGCGCUCGUGUGUUUGUUUCCCCGCCACACUAUCUUUUCCUUUUUUUUGUUUGUAUUUUUAUAAGCCGUUUAUUCCCCCAUACUAUGUUUUCUGAUAGUGUGUGUUGGUUAUCCCCAGCCGUGGCGGUUACAGGAUACAACACGCCAAAGCUGCGAGGCGACUUCUUGUCUUUUGCGCAUCUUUCUUCGUCCCUCAUUUGUUUGAGCGCAGGUGCCGGAUAGGUAGCUACAUGUCUCGCUUUGAAUGAUAUCCCGGACCAGAGACACAAUAAAACGGUCCAAGCGUUGCUUCUGCUAUAACC